AUGGCGGAGGCGCCGGAGGAUGAAGCGUUGGAUCUGGAUGUUGCAUGCCCAGCAUUCCUCAAUGAGAGACUCAACCCUUUCAAGAUCCCUCAAGACUGUGAUAUCUUUGUUCUUCGAGAUAUUGAAAGAGAACGGAAGAAAAAGGAACAAAAUGAACAAAAGAAACUCAAGAUUCAUGAGAAGGUCACAUAUGCAGCUCGAGUUAAUGCAAAAUUUGGCAGUCCCCAGAAGGUGGAGGAAGAACCAGAGGAGGAUUCAGAGGCUGAGCAUCAGGCCAAUGUGAAAAAGUUGUCUGCUUUCAAAAGUGAUCCAUCAUGGAAGGUCAAAGUCACAAGAGAUCGUCAGAUUGAGAAAGAAACCUUGAAUGAUUAUAUCAACAAGAAAAGAGAAAUGUUUAUGCUGCAGUACUCACUGACCAUGAAGAAGGACGAGAUGAGGAAAUUGGAUGAAGUGGCUGCCGCAGAGGAGAUGAAACUUGAGAAGGCUGAGCAGUACCUUGAGGAAGACGCAGCCAUGUUUGAUGAGUUCUUGAAAGAAAAUGACAAAAACUCAGUGGAAGCGAUGCAAAUAGCUGAACAGGAGACAAAACUGAAGCUGGAGAAAGUAGCUGAAAUCAAGAAAGUGACAACGCAAAUGAUGGCAGUGAAAAAUGAUAUUGUCAAGUUUGAAGAGACACUGAAGGAUUACCAGGUGUACAGAGACUUUCUGAUCAAACUCUCUCCCAAAGAAUGGAAAGAGGAGAGGGAGAGAAAAAAGAAAGAAUUAAAGAUGUCAAAAACCUCCAUAAAGGAGAAAUCUAGGGAGUCGCUUAUGAAACCAUCUGUUCCUUCAGCUACUUUACGAAGGCAGGGCAGCAAGGCCAACAUUCAGUCAAGCCAGGAAGUUCAAACAACCAUGUUCGGCAUGAAGCCUUCACUCGACAGGAGGAAGAGUUCUGCUGUCUCUACAACAAGAGAGUCCGAGCCCGAGUGGUCUGACAGCGACGAGGUUUGUAGCCUGUAG
Molecule: messenger RNA, 1002 nt
Organism: Rhincodon typus (whale shark)
Lineage: Eukaryota; Metazoa; Chordata; Chondrichthyes; Orectolobiformes; Rhincodontidae
Product: cilia- and flagella-associated protein 100-like
Exons: 9
Coding region: 1-1002 (333 amino acids)
Source: RefSeq, a predicted model, not a curated record